Coregonus clupeaformis (lake whitefish) is the source of this 998-nucleotide messenger RNA. RefSeq names its product E3 ubiquitin-protein ligase RNF138-like. The transcript is spliced from 5 exons. NCBI's taxonomy places the organism in Eukaryota, Metazoa, Chordata, Actinopteri, Salmoniformes, Salmonidae. The record is from RefSeq and is a predicted model, not a curated record. Bases 83 to 685 code for a protein of 200 amino acids.
ACAUCAUUAUUCAUAGUGGAGAAGAAACACUAGUGAAUUCUGUCCCGGGUUGUCUGACAGAGACAACUGUCCCAGCCCAAGUAUGGCCCACUCUGCAGUAAGCCUACAGACCCCAUCUGAGGAUGAGUGUCCCAUCUGUAGGAGUACCCUGACGGACCCACAUCACCCUGAUGCCUGUUCUCAUGUGUUCUGCCGCCAAUGUCUGACCCGUUCUCUAAUGUGGUUACCCCACUGCCCUGUGUGCAGAGCUGAGGCGCGGGUUGAUGACAUCAGGCCUGUCAGAGUCAAUACGAGGGUCAUGGUCAUCAGGUUGGGUCAACCUCUACCUGGCUUGUCAGGGCUUUCCACCCCAGCAACAAGAUCUGUGGCAGGUGACGUCCAGAGUUCUGUGAUGAGGAUGACGUUUGUCUGUCCGUACUGCCAGGAGAGUGGUCUGGAUGAGAGGGAUCUGUGGGUUCACUGCAAUGGCAAGCAUCAGUAUGACAACAGGCCCGUGGUGUGUCCAGUGUGUGCCUCUCUGCCUCACGGUAAUCCAAACCAAAUCAGCAGGGACUUCAUCAUACAUUUGAACCUGAGACACUGCUACUAUACCAAGGACUACACGAACAUCAAUCAAACCGACACGUUGAACUUGCAAGAUGCCAUUAUUGAGUCUCUCCAGGAUGCCAACCUGAAUCCCAGAUGAUUUUUUAUCAAUAUCAGAUGCAACAUCAAUAAUCUAGCAAUAUAGCAAUAACACACUCAUCAUGAUUUGUAUAUUUUGAUGCUAAAGCUGCUCACAGAAGCCUUUGUAAAAAUGGCAAUGUUGUCGAACAUGUUGAUUGUUGCAGCUGUUAUUUUCUUCCUUUUGAAUGUAUAAAAUCAUGCCCUGUUUACUGCAUCUAUCGAAUGUAUCAACUAUAAUGGAUCUUUUCAAUAUCAGCUUUGAUAUACUUUUUCAUAUAUUUAAUAUCCUUGUAUAUUCUUGACAUAGAAUGACUAUAAUAAAGAAUAUUGAA